This is a messenger RNA of Carica papaya (papaya), 2039 nucleotides long. It is a transcript of the gene PHT4;1, whose product is annotated as phosphate transporter 4;1. The record is from RefSeq and is a predicted model, not a curated record. Gene Ontology annotation, molecular function: transmembrane transporter activity. Gene Ontology annotation, biological process: transmembrane transport. Lineage: Eukaryota; Viridiplantae; Streptophyta; Magnoliopsida; Brassicales; Caricaceae.
CGAAAAAAACAUUUUAAAAAAUCUCUGUAACCGUGGAGUGGUGAUCAGUUCUGGCUCCUUUAGCGCCAUGGACGCGGGAGCUCUACUCUACUCUCCGAAGUUCCUCUCUCUCGUAGCCCCGCCUGACAUCUUGGUCCGAAGUAAGUCUCUCCGCUCCGAUUCCUUUUCGGGAGCUCUGUUUCGGGCUCGCGUUCGGUCGCAAGAGCGGUGCAGUAUUUUCCGGGUUUCAGCCCGGACGAACGUGAAAGUUUACGCGGAUGUGGAAUCGAAGUCGGUACCGAGAUCGGUGAAGUCUGAAGAUUCGUUAGAUGACGUCGUUUUGCGGAGUGAUGACCAAGAGAGCUCGGUUCCGUGGUGGGAGGAGUUACCGAAACGCUGGGUUAUCGUGCUUCUUUGUUUUUCCGCUUUUCUGCUCUGCAAUAUGGACAGAGUUAACAUGAGCAUUGCUAUACUUCCAAUGUCGGCAGAGUUUAACUGGAAUCCAGCAACUGUGGGUUUGAUCCAGUCUUCUUUCUUUUGGGGAUAUCUCCUCACUCAGAUUGCCGGUGGGAUAUGGGCAGAUACAGUGGGCGGGAAGCUGGUGUUGGGAUUUGGGGUGGUUUGGUGGUCAAUUGCCACGUCUCUCACUCCUGUUGCUGCUAAACUUGGGCUGCCAUUCUUGCUUGUUUCUCGUGCUUUUAUGGGGAUAGGGGAGGGUGUUGCUAUGCCUGCCAUGAAUAAUAUAUUGUCCAAAUGGGUUCCUGUGGCAGAAAGAAGUAGAUCGUUAGCACUUGUGUACAGUGGAAUGUACCUUGGAUCAGUUACCGGCCUGGCAUUUUCACCAUUCCUAAUACAUCAGUUUGGAUGGCCAUCUGUCUUUUACUCUUUUGGUUCUCUAGGGAUAGUUUGGUUUUCCGUGUGGUUAAAUAAGGCACAAAGUUCACCUGUUGAAGACCCUCAGCUGCGGCCUGAAGAAAGAUCGCUAAUUGCCAAAGACUGUGCUUCUAAAGAACCUGUUAAAAUAAUACCUUGGAGAUUAAUCUUGUCAAAACCUCCUGUAUGGGCCCUGAUAGGAUGUCACUUCUGUCAUAACUGGGGAACUUUUAUUCUUCUAACAUGGAUGCCGACGUAUUAUAAUCAAGUUCUGAAGUUCAAUCUGACAGAAUCAGGGCUUUUCUGUGUCUUGCCCUGGCUUACAAUGGCAUUUUCUGCUAACCUUGGAGGCUGGAUUGCUGAUACACUUGUGAGCAAAGGUUUACCUGUAACCACAGUCCGCAAGAUCAUGCAAUCAAUUGGAUUUCUUGGCCCUGCUUUCUUUCUAACACAGUUGAGCCAUGUUAAUUCUCCUGCUAUGGCAGUUUUAUGCAUGGCAUGCAGUCAGGGAACUGAUGCAUUUUCACAAUCUGGUCUAUAUUCCAACCAUCAAGAUAUUGCCCCCCGAUACUCUGUAAGGCGUAUUACUUGGUCUAUCAAACACUGCUGGGGUUCUGGCAGGUGUCUUCGGUACAGCAGCAACCGGUUACAUUUUGCAACAUGGCUCCUGGGAUGAUGUUUUCAAGGUUUCUGUGGGGCUUUACUUGGUUGGAACUGUUGUCUGGAAUCUCUUCUCGACCGGUGAGAAAAUAAUCGAUUAGUUCUUGGAUGGUUUGAUAUGUAUAGCAUCCAGCAGCUCUGAGGCCCCUCGCAAUAAUUUAAGUUAAUAUAAGAGACCAAGAAUUGAUUGUGUUGAAAGAAGAUGUUAUCAAUUGAGAGAGUCAACAGGGGAAGAAUCGAAGGAUUCUUCAUUCAAGAUUCUUUGCUUUGGAGCACUGGCCAAGAUUUUGAUUCAUUGCAAUUCUGGAUAGCAAACAAGUAAAGCUUAGGGUUUAAUAGCACUGCUUCUGGGUUUUUGGUUGAAAUAGUUACGAGGCAUUCAGUGGCAAAAAGUAGAUGAUUUAUAAAGAAAUCCAAAACUAUAGCCUGUAAAUGUUGUAAUCCAAAGCCAAAACUAUACACACCAGAAUUUUUCUUCUUUUGUUGUGCCUACCUGCAAAUUCAAUGUUUCUUGAGUCUUAAACUUA